Molecule: messenger RNA, 1122 nt
Organism: Maudiozyma saulgeensis
Lineage: Eukaryota; Fungi; Ascomycota; Saccharomycetes; Saccharomycetales; Saccharomycetaceae
Source: the annotation of a GenBank genome assembly
AUGAAGAAGAGAAGAGAAGAUCCUAAAGUAAGAGGGACUAGAGUAACUCAGAUCAAUACAACUACCACCGAACCUAAAAUAAAGAGAACCAAGAGAACCAAAAAAACGAAAGUUGCUAAGAAAACGAUUCAAAAAAAAUUACCCAAGGACGAUGAUGCAUUAUAUGGAAUAUUAGAUGAACCAAACAUUAAUUAUAUACAAUUUGGCGUAGACAAGAGAUUUCAUACAUGGUACGGUACUAAUAUAUAUUUCGAAAAUGGUAGUAGAGACCUUGGUAUUGUCACUGAGAAUGGUGUAGAUCGCGGAGGUGUAAUAGAGUCUGAAUUGGUGAAGAAAAAACCGACUACCAAGAAAGCUUCAAAGAUGUGGUUAGAUACUUUAUAUGUUUGUGAAUAUUGUUUUAAAUAUACUGAUAUCAAGCAACAUUUAAUCGAUCAUACCAAGGUUUGUACAUUUAAGAGCCAUUGUCCUCCGGGCAAGAUAAAAUAUAAAUCUCCAAAAUAUACUAUAAGAAGAGUGAAGGGUGUCAAGCAUAGAUUAUUUUGUCAGUGUCUUUGCUUAUUUACUAAAUUAUUUCUUGAUAAUAAGUCGAUGUAUUUCAAAGUGGAUAACUAUGAAUUCUAUGUGUUAUAUGAAACCAAUGACAAUAAACCGAUUGGUUUUUUUUCAAAGGAUCUCCUAUCAUACCAACAAAACAACUUGGCGUGUAUCUUAGUGUUCCCCCCAUAUCAAAGAAGACAAUUAGGUACACUAUUGAUUGAGUUUUCGUACAAAUUAUCAAGACUACAAAAUCUAAUUACUGGACCGGAAUUACCUUUAUCACCAUUUGGACUAAUAGGAUAUAUGUAUUAUUGGUCAAGUAUUAUUGCUUAUGAAGUCAUAGAUGGAGAAUUGUCCAACAGAUCAACGAUGUCAUUGAACGAGCUUUCCCUUGCGACAGGAAUACGAACUAACGAUGUGGUGAUGACUCUAAAACAUUUAAAUUGCUUAGAUUCAAAAAAUAGAAUAAACAUUCAAAUAAUUCGUGAAUGGUUCAAGAAACAAAAAACAUCUAAGAAACAAACAAUAGAUGAUACAGGUAAUAUUAUGAUAGAAGAAAAAUACCUUCUUAUUGAUGAUUGA